AUGGCGGAAGAUUUCUGUAUCAGGAAUGCGACAAAAAUUGGCGGCGCUGCUGGGCGAGCACGUGCCGAGCAUAUGCACCAAAGAACGACGAGAUCCGAACAGACCGGGGGAGCUUGCCCUGGUGCUCCCAAAAGCUUCACCAUAAACUCUACACUAUUUAAUGCCAUGCCAGAGGCUGCGGGCCCAGUGUUUCUACAGACACCCAGCUACACCUUGCCACGGGCGGAGAUUCGCAGCGAGUGGGAUGCCCGAGCGCGCUAUGUAAUAACGAAGCUGAGAGGGGCACUUAGGCUGCCAACUAGUGAGCGUGAAAACUUGUCAUCAGCUCUGACUGUGAUUACCCGCAAUGCGGUAAAUGCGACCAGGGGUUGCCAGUGGAUACAGCUGGAGUUGCCCGGGCCAGGCGGAGUUGAUCAACCAAGACAUGCGUUGUUACUCGAAUUGACGUCUCACGUGCAUGUGCCUGUAAGACUUCGCCCAGCGUCGGAUGAUCGUGUGUCCAAUGAUAGCAAAGUGUCAUUUUCACUCAGUAGACUUUGUGCCGCGAACCCAUCGCAUGAGGCAUGUCGUGGCUUGACGUUGCUUAGCAAAACCCCACACGCCGGUUUGGCAACCAGGUUUGGUCAUCAAGGGGAAUUUCUCUCUUUAGCCGACUGUCAAUACCUGGCGUAUCUUAAGAACAACAAGGGUAAGCUGGGGAAGUGUUGGAAUUAUUUUGGGGGCCCUUAUUGUCAGAUGGCUUUCGUGGCGAUAUUGGAAAUACCGGGCGAAAUCGCGCCAAGCUUUCUUGGUCAAAACCCGGCUUGGUCGUCUCGGAAGAUUUCCGCCCGAGCAUCUCGCGCAUCCACACUGCAAUUUAUCUUACAGUUGCUAUACGUUUGUGUCGAUUUCUACAUGGAGACCUUGAAACGUAUCGUUAAGCCUCUGGAGGCUGCCAUAUCUGUGAUACUUGCUCCUAAGAACAGUGCAAGUGUGGACUGGCGAGAUGUUGCCUCACAUUAUUUUCAGCGCCGAGAAUCGGCACAACAUGCCGGAGACACAGAUUCUUGCAACACUAGUGGGCGGUCCAAAUGCGAAAAUGUGUUAAAGCAAAGGCAGGAAACAUCCGUACUUGGUAUGGAUCACCAUGCAUCAUUGCUUACCGAAUACGGAAGUGCUUCGCAAAACCACCAAAACGCCUCUUCCUAA
Lindgomyces ingoldianus is the source of this 1188-nucleotide messenger RNA. RefSeq lists its product as uncharacterized. The record is from RefSeq and is a predicted model, not a curated record. NCBI's taxonomy places the organism in Eukaryota, Fungi, Ascomycota, Dothideomycetes, Pleosporales, Lindgomycetaceae. The transcript is spliced from 11 exons. Bases 1 to 1188 code for a protein of 395 amino acids.